AUGAGAAAUGAGGUAGAUAGUGAUUCUGAAUCAGAAAAAGAGAAUGAUGCCUCGACCAUGAGAAGAAAGCCUGGAAGUACCCUUGAUGUUCCAGUGGUCUCUUACCUUGAAAUCCCAUUGUCCGUACAGACAGUCAUCUCUAGGAUUGAAAAAGCACAGCUCAUACGAGCCAAAGAGGAAAUUAAUAUGCAGCUGACUGACAUACUGAACAAUGUGCAACGGAUAAUAACCAGAUAUACUCCUGAUGAUCUUACCUCACUAACUGAAAGGAGGAAGUCUCUCAUAGAAUAUAAGAGAAAAAGAAGAACCGAAGUUUUGGAGAAAGUGGCUUCUUAUUCUAAGGGUAUUGAAGUCAGAGAAAAAACCCUUACCCACAUUCUGGCCUGGUUGGAAGAAUGGAGUGGCAUUUUGUCUGAGAUAACUGCAAUGGAUAUUGAUGAACAUCACCACUGGAUAGCACAAAUGCAGAUGUUACCAGAAAUGCUAAAAGCAAUUGAGAACAAUGUCAAGACACUGUAUAGAAUGGGUAUAAUUUUUCUUGAAGAAAGGAGGAAACAAAAGACUAGAACACAAUCUAGAAGUACUCUGUGGAAAUCUUGGAAAGACAGAGUUGUAAAACGACCUGCCACAGCCCAUGCCUUAAAACCAGAUCAGAUGAUUAGCGAUCAAUUUGCAACAAAUACGAAGGUUUCAGAAAUUCAAGAUAUGCUACAGGAACUCAUAGGCACAACAAUGUUCAAUAAAUUGGAAAACAGUGCUAUUAAAUAUAUAUCAUCAACAAUAGUCAACCUUUCUAAAGCCUUGUGUAUACUAAGUGACAAUUUAAAGGCUGCUAUUGACUUCCCAGUUGGCAGUAUAUACGAAAAUGAAACAAGAGAAGCAGAAAAAGAGCGCUCUCAGAAAAUAAUAUACAGUCUCAGUGAACAAAAUGAAAUGCUUCAGCAGAGACUUAAAGAUAUAGAAGAAAAAUUUGAACAACUUAUUAAAUCCAAAGCUAUUAUUGGACAACAACUGUACACAUCAUUGUCCACAUCUUCAACCUUAAAAGUAUUAUCUGAACAGUCAUCCACGACCAAAGCUGAUGACAUAGAGGACACUGUGGACAGUAUUUUAAGCAAAGAAUUUGAAAAUAUUUUAGAUGAAUCCCAAAGAAAAGGAACCAAAGGCACUGGGAAAAAGUGGGAGGCAGCUCUUUCACAUACAGCCCAAGCUGAAGCAACCCCAGAGCUAAGUGAACAGCCUGAUGAAGAUACUACUGGAGAUGAUAUAUCACUGAAGAAAGGUGAUGACCAUCAAAAAGAUGAAACUGACUAUCAUGAAUCACAGAAAAGAAGGUAUUCACAUGAGGCCUCUGAAAUAAAUCUGAUUGAUGGUAAAGGUGAACAGAAAGUCUCAGAGGACAAACUUCGUCAACGAUUUGAGCUAGAAGCACUGGAAAAAAAGAAAAAAGAAAGAAAAUCCUUUUCUCAAGGCAAAUCAAAGCCRUCUGUUGAAACAAAAAGCAAACAUUUCUCUUCUACUGAAACAAAUAGCCAAGGUGACAGAAGUGGAACAAGGAGUACAGGGGAACAAUUCAGAAAGGUCAGACCUGAACAAGAACUUGAAAAAGGCCCAAUUGCCUCAGAGAUAAAAUCAUACUCCUCUAGUGAGUCAGUGGGCAAAGAGAUCAAAAGCAAAAUGAGUAGAUCAACAGAGGCAAUCCAGUUUAAGAGUGAUUUCACCUCUGAGCCCCAGAAAGUUGAAAAAAAGGGAAAGAAACACCAAAUCCUUCCAGGACGGACCACAAGCAAAGAAGGAAUAAUAGAAGAGAAAGAACUGUUAUCCUUUAUCAAACAAACCCAGGCUCAACUACUUGUUAGAUCACACUCAAAGGUCAAGAUGGCUAAAGAGGAUUUAGGAAGUCCAGAUGGCAAAAGCGAACAGGAUAAUCUAGAAUUAUUUCAAAAAGCCAUACUGGCUUUCCUAAAAGAGAAAAUUGAUAACAUAGGAAAGUCUUUUCGUACAGAGAGURUGCUAAAGGAGGAGAAAUUAUUAAAAAAAGAAGAAGUUGAAAAGUUAGGAGUUAUAAAGGCAAAAACAGAGGAAUAUUUCCAAAAAGUGGCUGAAACUGUGAUUAAAAUCUUGAGGAAAUACAAAAAUAUAAAAACUAAAGGACAAGUUGAAGAGAAAUCUUUGAAACAAAAAAAGAUUGUCUCAUUUAUGCCAGAUUUUCAGAAGUCAAAACCUGAAAUUAGCUCAAUUCUUGAAAAUGAGAGCACAGACCCAAUAAUUAACAAUUUAAUACAAAUGAUAUUGACUGAAUUAGAAAGAGAUGUUCCAACAAUCUUGGAAGGAGAAGACUACAAGGAGAAAGAAAAAAAGAAGCAGAAGGAAUAUUUGCCAGAAGAUCAAGAAAGAAUAUCCAGCAUGUAUGAGCUGCAGAAGCYGAAACAGGAAGAAGAGGUAGGGAAAGAACGAAAAAAACAGAGGACUCAAAAGAGGAUUGAGCAAGAUGGGAAAGCAAAUCAAAGGAAAAGGGACAAAGAAGUGCAGCAGCAAUCCAAACAGCAGCAGUCGGAAGCAUGGAAGAAAACGAUGAAAGAGCGAACGGUGCCCUUGGAGAAGAAGAGUGAAGAGAUGAUGGGGCAGAUUCAAGAUCUGGUAAUUACAGGGGAGAAAGACAAGAAGCAGAGCAGAGGGACAGAAGACUUCAAAAGGCAGAGGCAGUUCAAAGAAAAGGAUAAGACUGAGAAGAAAAAAUCUGUAGAACCAACAGAAAUGGCCAUCCAAAGACCAGUGACAUAUUCCAGGAGGAGGAGAACAUUGAAACAAGAAUCUCAGCUAUAUGAAGAACAAAAGAUCCAAAAGAAUCUUGAGACAGUAGAGAGUCUUCCUGCAGGACAGAGUCCCAUACCAGUCACUCCUCCCACUUCAACACGGUCCUCCCUAACCAGCACCCUUCCUGCUUCUGAAGAGUCUCUCACAGAGUACAUCACUCUCAGUCCUGAGCAAGCACAGGCACUAGGGAUAACUCUCACCCCUGAGCAAGCCCAAGCCCAAGGGAUCACUCUCACCUCUGAGCAGGCACUGGCACUGGGCAUCACUCUGACUCGAGAGCAGGCCCAGAUCCAGGGGAUCAUUCUCACCCCUAAACAGGCCCAAGCACAAAGGAUCACUCUCACCUCUCAGCAGGCCCACACAMAGGGGAUCACCCUCACCCCUGAGCAGGCCCAGGCCACGGGGAUCACUCUCACCCCUCGGCAGGCACAGGCCAAGGGGAUCACUCUCACCCCUCAGCAGGCCCAGGCACUGGGGAUCACUCUCAUCCCUGAGCAGGCCCAGGCCAAGGGGAUCACUCUCACCCCUCAGCAGGCCCAUGCUAAGGCGACCACUCUCACCCCUCAGCAGUCCCAGGCACGGGGGAUCACUCUCACCCCUUAUCAGGCCCAGGCACUGGGGAUCACUCUCACCCCUGAGCAGGCCCAGGCCAAGGGGAUCACUCUCACCCCUGAGCAGGCCCGUGCACUGGGGAUCACUCUCACCCCUGAGCAGGCCCAGGCCAAGGGGAUCACUCUCACCCCUGAGCAGGCCCGUGCACUGGGGAUCACUCUAGCCCCUGAAGAGGCCCAGACACAAGGGAUCACUCUCACCCCUGAGCAGGCCCAGGCACAGGGGAUCACUCUCACCCCUGAGCAGUUCCAGGCCCAAGGGAUCACUCUCACCCCUCAGCAGGCCCAGGCACAGGGGAUCAUUCUCACCCCUCAGCAGAUUCAGGCCCAGAGUAUCACUCUCACCCCUCAGCAGGCACAGGCCAAGGGGAUCAAUCUUACCCCUGAGCAGGCCCAGGACUUGGGGAUCACUCUGACCCCUCAACUGUCCCAGGCACUGGGGAUCACACUCACCCCUGAGGAGGCCCAGGCCCAGGGUAUUACUCUUACCCCUCAACAGGCCCAGGCCCAGGAGUUCACUCUCACCCCUCAGCAGGCCCAGCAACUGGGAAUCACUCUCACCCCUGAGCAGGCCCAGGAACUAGGAAUCACACUCACCCCUCAGCAGGCCCAGGCACAGGAGAUCACUCUUACUCCUGAGCAGGCCCAGGCUGAGGGGGUCUCUCUCACCCCUCAACAGGCCCAGGACUUGGGGCUCACUCUGACUCCUCAACUGGCCCUGACCCAGGCCCAGGCCCAGGGGAUCACUCUCACCCCUCAGCAGGCCCAGGCUCAGGGGAUCACUCUCACCCCUCAGCAGGCCCAGGCCAAGGGUAUCACUCUCACCCCUCAGCAGGCACAGACACUGGGAAUCACUCUCACCCCUCAGCAGGUCCAAGCACAGGGAAUCACUCUCACCCCUCAGCAGGCCCAGGCAUUGGGGAUCACAAUUGCCUCUGAGAAGGCCCAGGCCCAGGGGAUCACUCUCACCCCUGAGCAGGUACAGAUACUAGGGAUCACUCUCACCUCUCAGCACGCCCAGGUCCAGGGGAUCAAUCUCACCCCUCAGCAGGCCCAAGACUUGGGGUUCACUCUCACCCUGCAGCAAGCCCUGGCACAGGGGAUCACUCUCAGCCCUCAGCAGGCCCAGGACUUGGGGUUCACUCUUACCCCUGAGGAGGCUCAGGCACAGGGGAUCACUCUCACCCCUCAGCAGGCCCAAGACUUGGGGUUCACUCCCACCCCUCAGCAACCGCUGGCACAGGGGAUCACUCUCACCCCUCAGCAAGCCCCAGAUCUGGGUAUCCGUCUCACCCCUCAAAAGACACAGGACCUGGGGAUUACUCUUACCCCUCAGCAGGCCCAGGCACAGAGGGUCCCUCUCACUCCACAGCAGGCACAGGACCUGGGGAUUAGUUUUAACCUUCAGCAGGCCCAUGCUCAAACUGUCACUCUUUCCCCUCAAUCAGCCCAGGUAUUUGGUGCCACUCUCACUCCUGAGCAGGUUCAGGCAUUGCUGCCCCCUCUCCCUUCUGAUCAGGGAGUAGGCAUCACCCAUACCCCCACUAUCACUCCAGAAAAGUUUCAAGGGGCAUCAAACAUUAUUAGCCUGGAGCAGUUCCAUGCAUUGAGAGUCACUCCCUCCUUCCAGCAGGCCCAGGCACUUGGCACUCCUCUCACCCUGGAAAAGCUCUCCACAUUGGCUCCUUCCACUCUUAGACCAUUUYAUGAAUUGAAGACUUCUUUCCCCACUAAACAAUCCAUUCCAUCAAGACUAUCUCCAAGCCCUGGUAGUCCUAGGAAAGGCCAAGGAAUGCAYAUUCCUUCUGGCCUAGGAAAGCUCUUGGCACCACAAAUCUUUCCUACCUUUAGACAGAUUCUGGUAGGUCAAUUCAUUCCUGCACAGUCUGCAGCACCAGAGAUCUCUCCUAAUCUUGGGCAACUCMCAAUAUCUUGGGUCCCUCCCAUUCCAGGACAGCCCCUUGAACAGGAGGCCCUUAGUUCUAGGCAGUUCUUCAUAUCUAGGGGCCUUCCGACUCCCCGGCCACCUCUGAUACUGCAGACCCCUGUCACUCCCAGGCAACCUCUUAUAUCAAGACUCCCAUCCACCUUUGGACAGAUCCCCAAACUCCGGGGUCCUCUAUCUCCUGGAAAGCCCUUGGUUCCUGAAGCCUCUUCCAUCCCCAGGGAGCUUCAGGAAUCUGGACCCAGCUUUUUGGAGCAGCCCCAGGCACUCCGGCCUUCUGCCACCCCUGAGCCCUCUCCCUAUCUGCAGACCUCUUCUCUCUUUGGGCAGCAACUGGCACCAUGGAUUAUUCCCGGGCAAGUUUCAUCACUAUGGGUCCCUUCCACUCCCAGACAUCCUUCCACAUUCUGGCCUCCCACAGCCCCUGAAAAGCCCCAGGGAGUUUUGUCCUCUUCUGUUGCUCAGAAAAGAUUAGCAAUUAUUUCUUCUUUGAAAUCUAAACCAGCUUUGGUUCAUCCAAGUGCUCCAGAUUCUAAGGUAUCUCAAGCUCCUUUCACCACUAAGAAGGCCCAAAUAUCAGAGGUCUCUGACACUUCUGAAGAAACCAAGAUGCUCCAAGAUACUUCUGCCAUGGGACCAUUUGAAACAUUUCAGUCCCAUCUCACCAAUUAUAGGAUACCAAUAUUGCAAACCCCUCACAUUGAUGGGCAGGCCCUUCCACCUCUCAUGAAACCUCAAAUGUCACUACCUUCUCUAAUAACUCAACUACCCAAAAUAUCACAGAUCUUACCUGCUCAAUGGGACCAGAAAUCUCGAUUCCCUCCUAUAGACAAACCCUGGAUUCUGCCUUCAGUUUUAGGCAUCAAGAAACCAAAGGUGACAGUGCCCCCUUCCUCUCCCCAAGAACUUGAAGAAAAGAGAUAUUUUGUUGAUGUAGAGGCUCAGAGGAAGAAUCUCAUACUAUUAAAUCAGGCCUCAAAAACUUCUGGACUCCCUUCGCAGCAACAUACAACGGCUAGGAAUCUCAUAAUUGAGACACUUCAUAUGAACAAUAUUCGGCUGGGAUACCUGUUCCGCAAGUACAUUGCCUAUAGCCUGAUCCAGCAUGCCAGGAACAAGCUCCAAGAGAAGUAUAAAUUGAAUCUUAGUCUCCCUAUCCACUUGAUCAUUGACAAAAAUCAAAUACCUACAUCUACUGAAUUUAGCCAACAGCCAUUCCUAGAGUUACUAUUUGAAGAGGAAAAAAAGUCUGAUGCUUUCAAGAAAUUUAGGUCUAAGAAGAUUCCCAAACACGUGUAA
This is a messenger RNA of Urocitellus parryii (Arctic ground squirrel), 6672 nucleotides long. NCBI's taxonomy places the organism in Eukaryota, Metazoa, Chordata, Mammalia, Rodentia, Sciuridae. The record is from RefSeq and is a predicted model, not a curated record.